Molecule: messenger RNA, 1527 nt
Organism: Oreochromis aureus
Lineage: Eukaryota; Metazoa; Chordata; Actinopteri; Cichliformes; Cichlidae
Product: calcium uniporter regulatory subunit MCUb, mitochondrial
Exons: 8
Coding region: 229-1242 (337 amino acids)
Biological process (GO): calcium import into the mitochondrion; mitochondrial calcium ion homeostasis
Cellular component (GO): mitochondrial inner membrane; uniplex complex
Molecular function (GO): calcium channel inhibitor activity
Source: RefSeq, a predicted model, not a curated record
GAGUCUGGCAGAGAGCGCGCGGGUGUAGUCAGGAGGAAAUGGUAUGCAGCUCGGGCUGCUCUCUUCCUCCUCCUCCUCCGGGUCCCGUAGCGAUCCUCCUGUCUGUUGCUAUUCGCAUAGACAGCAGCCCGUUUUAAAGUGAAACACGGAGCUCUGAGAUACUCAUCCUGGACCUCUCUCCUCCCGGCAUGCCCCAGCGAGGCGGCUAAAAACGGUUACCGGCUGACGAUGGCUUCGGUACGGGCGGUGUGCAAAGUUGCGGCGGGACUCGUGGGAAGUGUUCAGAGCCUACGCUGCGGUCUCAGACCCGCUCGCCCGGUUACAUUUCUACACCAGGUUCAGCACAGAAGGCCUCCGCUUGGAAGUUAUCCAGCUCUUUUCUACGCUACAAAUGCUCCCUCUAGUGCAGAUGCAUCUUUGAAGUACAAACAUGGCCGUUUGGUUCUGGAAGUCCCCUUGCCAUCCAGGAAUGAGAAGUGUCUGUUUUUUUUAAGGCCCAUGUUGAUGAGCGUGGGCGAUUUGAUCGGCGAUCUGCAGAAAGAGGACCCAGGAGCUACCGCCUCAAUUCUCUCUAAAGAUGGGGAGCGCAUUGCCAACAGCACGCUGAUCGAUGCCCUGCUGGACAAGGACUUUCAGCUUGUCAUCAACAAUGCAGUUUAUAAUGUCUGCGCUCCUGAAAAGGUGUGUGCAUCCGCUGAGCACGCUAUGGAGCUGGAGGACAUGAAACAUGUCGUGCACCUGCUGCACACGGCGCUCCACCAGCCCGAACACCAGCUGCUGAAGGAGAGGGAGCUCCUGGAGAAACUGGACAACCUCAAACAGGAGCUUUCUCCUCUGGAGAAGAUGAAGGCAGACCUGUCUGGUAAAGCAGACUUCCAGACAUCCAGGGCUCUGUAUGUUGGCCUGGCGCUGCUGUCCGUGCAGGGCGGCGCUCUGGCCUGGCUCACCUGGUGGGUCUAUUCGUGGGACGUCAUGGAGCCCGUCACGUAUUUCAUCACCUACUCGACCAGCAUGGGAGCUUUCGCCUACUAUAUCCUCACCAAACAGGAUUAUGUAUACCCAGACGUCCAGGACAGGCAGUUCCUGCGUUAUUUUUAUAAGGGGGCCAGGAAGAAGAGAUUCAACGUGGAAAAAUACAAUGAACUCAAAGACGAGCUGGCUCAGGUGGAGGAAGACUUGAGGCGUCUGAGAUAUCCAACCCAACUCCAGCUACCAAUUGAACAAAUCCAGCCAAAGCCAUAAAUGAAGCCAAGCCAUGAAUUAUGGUCCCUCAAACUUUAACAGAGGAAAAACAAAACUAAUUUUCCUGCUUUAUUUUGAUAAUAGCACCUUUUUAUCUCAAAUCCAUGAAAUUGUUUUCUUUAAGUAUUAAUAAUGAUGCCAAUUAUAUCAUCAAAGAAAAAAAAAUAACAAAGAUUGAUUGCUAAUGAAAUGAAAUGUUUCCCAAACCCCAUUUGAAUCUGGUGUCUUCCUGGUCUGAUUGUGUGACUGUGAAGCGUGUUGAUUAAAUGUGCUUCUCAGCCGUUA